AUGCUGAGUGCUCCAUCCUUUAACAAAUCUGAGGCUUAUACCUCUCGUUGGCUUAGACUACUUUGUCUCGGGGGGGAAAAAGAGAACAUCUUCCGAAGAACCUCCAACAAGGGAAAAAAGUGCAGGGAAAUGGCAUCAUCCAGCUCUUACAAUUCUCCAUGUGCUGCCUGCAAAUUCUUGAGGAGGAAAUGCAUGCCAGGAUGCAUCUUUGCCCCUUACUUCCCACCUGAAGAGCCUCAAAAAUUCGCAAACGUUCACAAAAUUUUUGGUGCUAGCAAUGUGACCAAACUCCUCAACGAACUCCUUCCUCACCAGAGGGAGGAUGCAGUGAACUCCCUCGCCUAUGAAGCAGAGGCACGCGUGAGGGACCCAGUUUAUGGCUGCGUAGGAGCCAUCUCUUUCCUGCAGAGACAAGUUCAAAGGCUCCAAAAGGAGCUUGAUGCUGCAAACGCUGAUCUGCUACGUUACUCUUACACUGACAUCCCUCCAGCAUCUCUUUCUGUGCCACCAGGACUUGCUUCAUUUCAACAAGUACCCCAAAGGCAGUUUACUGCAAGAUUUGGUAACGAAGGAACUGGAUUUUAUCGGCAAUCUACUACAACUACUGCUUAUUCCUUUCCUUAUGCUCUUCCUUGGACUGACACCUCUUCGGAGGACAUCAGUGAGGGAGGAGUGGGAGGAGGUAAUUUGUGA
Sphenostylis stenocarpa is the source of this 693-nucleotide messenger RNA. Lineage: Eukaryota; Viridiplantae; Streptophyta; Magnoliopsida; Fabales; Fabaceae. The record is from the annotation of a GenBank genome assembly.